Molecule: messenger RNA, 948 nt
Organism: Malassezia globosa CBS 7966
Lineage: Eukaryota; Fungi; Basidiomycota; Malasseziomycetes; Malasseziales; Malasseziaceae
Exons: 3
Coding region: 1-948 (315 amino acids)
Cellular component (GO): cytosol
Molecular function (GO): FMN binding; flavin adenine dinucleotide binding; oxidoreductase activity
Source: RefSeq, a predicted model, not a curated record
AUGCCAUCUGCAGACAAUGCGACCCAGCUCACGGUUCUCUUUGCUACAGAGACAGGGAAUGCGGAAGAUAUUGCAUACCGGAUCGCAGACAUAGCCCUGCGCCACCAUGUCCCGACACGUAUAUGUGAUUUACACGAUUAUGAUCGCACAGAUCUGAUCAACGAGUCAUACAUCAUAUUUGUAGUCUCAACAACGGGGAAUGGUGAACUGCCUGUAUCUGCACGUCCACUGUGGCGCUUUCUCUUGCGCAAAGGAUUACCAGGCGAUAUCUUGUCGGACCUGACGUUUACCACGUUUGGCCUCGGCGAUUCCACUUACACAAGAUUCUGCUGGGCAUCACGCAUGCUGCACCGACGCCUUCAAGAUCUAGGUGCCAAGGAAUGGCUUCCCUCCGGGGAGGCAGACGAGCAGCACGAACUUGGACUGGACGGUGGUGUCUUGCCUUGGCUGGACUCCUUGGUUCAGCACCUGAAGCAAGAUCUAUGUGAGCCAAACGGGCCAUCGCCGAUCUCAAAUGACGUGCUAUUGCCUCCGCGCAUCGAAGCACAUGUUGUACAGGCAGCAACACAGCCGGCAGAUAAACAAGGGUGUGUGCGAUGCGACGCUCCAUCCCCACCAACAGACCCUGCGACGAAAGCAUUCUCCUCAGCCAGACUAGACGAUUCGACCAUGUAUGCAACUGUGGUGAAAAAUGACCGCAUGACGGACAAAUCGCACUUUCAGGAUGUGCGGUGUAUCGAGCUUGCACUUCCUUCUAACACACCGGUCCCUGCAUACCACGCAGGGGAUGUCGUGUGUGUACGUCCAGAAAACAAGGCAGCUGAUGUCGACUGGCUUCUUGAGCGACUCGGAUGGUCCUCUUUUGCCGAUGAUGCGCUCACACUGACCAGGCAUGAUCCCCGUACGUACACACGCGCGUCUCCUUGGUCACUCACCCCACCCGACUAA